Molecule: messenger RNA, 3825 nt
Organism: Mya arenaria
Lineage: Eukaryota; Metazoa; Mollusca; Bivalvia; Myida; Myidae
Product: outer dynein arm-docking complex subunit 2-like
Exons: 23
Coding region: 150-3368 (1072 amino acids)
Molecular function (GO): protein binding
Source: RefSeq, a predicted model, not a curated record
GCAACCAAUGUACACACUUUCUGGAGCCAGAUUGAAUUUGUUUUGAAAGUCCGACGCGCACCUGCCAGUAAUACUCGAAAGAGGGGUUCGGCAGUAUUCAAAGAUAGAUCAAAGAUAGAUGAUAACACCUGAUAAAAAUAAAAUAAAACAUGGGACAAGCACUGGCCCGUGCGGCCCAAUGGACCUCUGCAAAGGGGGGCUCCGGUGGUAAACUGGAGUUUACAAAACUUAAUGAAGAUCUUCUCAACUCUGUAAUGACCUGGUUGGAGGGAUUUGGGGCAAAGUAUCCUGAGGAACUGAAGCUUGUGUUCAAGUCAGCCCUCACAUGGAAGACCAGUUUGAGACCUGAUAAGCUUCAGGGAGGCUUCCAGGAAAAAGGAGAAGAUGUGGUUUCCUCCCAGACCAGUGAAAAAGAUGGCACCCCAAUGCUGACACUGCACAAAACUGGAAGUAACGAAUACUCUGUGUCCGUCAUGUCACUUGAGUUUUGUGAGAAUGUGCUGAGAAUGGCCGGAGAUCAGAAACUCAUGGAGGUCCGCAGCUGUCUUGAAGCCAACCGUGACCCCGGGGCAAAGAUGCUGGGUGACAGAUUUGCAACAGUUGAGGGAGACGAUAAUUCCAUUUACAGAUUCAUUGAAGAGAUCACAAAGGAGAUGGAACAGCUGGCUAAAACAGAAGGUGCUGACCACAAGGAUAUUGAAGAAAAGAAACUUCAGCUCAAACUACAGCUACAGAUUAACAGAUUGGACCAACAGUUACUGCAAGAGUCCAUCCAACAGAUUACAAGAGAUGUCCGACUCACACCAGCCAUGGUUGACGGAGAAGUGAACAUUCUCAAACAGCUCUCCGGCAGAGAUGAGGAAAAACAUGUCCUGGAAUCCAUUGACUUUUGGGGGGACAGAUAUGUAUUCAAGAAUGGAUGUCGAGCACAGCCAUGGCGCCAGCUCCACGGAGAUAUCUGCUACAUCGAGGCGAAACCACACGAUGGAGACUUGAUCUUUGUCACUGCCAACACCAGCGGAUACUUCUGCAAUAGUGGCCCUAACAAUGCUGGAGAGCUGAACUACACAAAGCAGGGAGAUUCGUACCGUGAGCUGGUUACACUGCUGAAGGAGAAGAGUCCAAAGUUUGCUGAGAUGAUUGAGAACCAGGAAUUUGCUCUCAAGGCCAAGGACAAAGAUGACGCAAUGGCAGUCCAGAAGAUCGAAAAAGUAGACAGAGACGAUGAUGAUUAUCGUGAAAAACACAUGGAAAAGUCAUACGGCAGGGAACAGACAAAAGAUUCCAGUAAAGAAAAGAGCAAGACACAAAAAAAGACGAAGAAGUUGGAACCGUCAACGAGAUGGAAGGCACUUGGAUUGGAGGAAUAUAAAGAAGAUGACAAGGAUAAAGACAAGAAGCUUGCCACAAAGAAGAAGCAGGCACCGUCACGACUCCGCACAAAAACACCCACAGAUGCCGAAGAUAGUUUCAGCGAGAGCUCUUCAGAGAGUGAAGAGGAGGAGGAAGCCGUGGAGCGACGUAGCGAGACCAACGCAGACCUGCCCUCAGAGUACUGGCAGAUACAGAAACUUGUUAAAUAUUUGAAGGGAGGUAACCAGACAGCUACAAUUAUUGCCCUUUGCUCCAUGAGGGAUUUUAACCUGGCACAGGAGACAUGUCAGCUGGCCAUUCGUGACGUUGGAGGUCUGGAGGUCCUUAUCAAUCUACUAGAUACAGAAGAAAUCAAGUGCAAGAUUGGGUCCCUUAAAAUCCUUAAGGAGAUAUCCCGUAACAUCCAGAUCCGUCGUGCCAUCGCCGAUCUCGGGGGCUUGCAGACCAUGGUGAAGAUCCUGCGUGACAUGGACAAGGAUCUGAAAUGUCUCGCUGCUGAGACCAUCGCUAACGUGGCCAAGUUCAGACGUGCCAGACGUACUGUCAGGCAGCAUGGAGGUAUCAAGAAACUGGUUGGCCUCCUCGACUGCCCUCCACUGGGUCAAAUGACAACAGAGCUGAAGAAGGACGUACAAGUGGCUCGAUGUGGCGCCCAAGCCCUCUGGAGCUGUAGUAAGAGCAAGAAAAACAAAGAAGCCAUGAGGAAGGCCGGGGCCAUUCCGUUACUCGCUCGCUUGUUGAAGUCUACACAUGAGGAUAUGCUGAUUCCUGUGGUCGGGACAUUGCAGGAAUGUGCCUCUGAGCCAAGCUACAGGCUGGCCAUCAGGACAGAGGGCAUGAUCGAGGAUCUUGUGAAGAAUCUGAAGUCUGCUGACCCUGAGUUACAGAUGCAUUGUGCCUCGGCCAUCUUCAAGUGUGCAGAAGAGAAGGAGACCCGAGACUUGGUCCGACAGUACGGCGGCCUUGACCCCCUGGUGGCCCUCCUGCAGAUGAGCGAAAACAAGGAGCUGCUUGCUGCAGCCACAGGGGCAAUCUGGAAGUGCGCCAUCAGCACUGAGAACGUGAAGAGGUUCCAGGACCUGAAAGCUAUUGACCUUUUGGUGGGGCUGUUGAAUAAUCAGCCUGAGGAGGUCCUUGUGAAUGUAGUUGGUGCUUUAGGAGAGUUGGCAAAGGAGACACCGAACCGUCAACAGAUCCGUAAGGCCGGAGGAAUCUCCCCCCUCGUAAACCUCCUCACUGGAACCAACCAGGCGCUGCUGGUCAAUGUCACCAAGGCUGUGGGACAGUGUGCAGAAGAACAGGAAAACAUGAUUAUAAUAGACAGACUGGACGGAGUACGGCUGCUGUGGUCAUUGCUCAAGAACCAGAACCCCGACGUCCAGGCUAGUGCAGCAUGGGCCAUCUGUCCUUGUAUAGAAAAUGCUAAGGAUGCAGGAGAGAUGGUCCGAUCAUUUGUCGGAGGUCUGGAACUCAUCGUCAGCCUGUUAAAGUCUGACCACAAGGAGGUUCUUGCGAGUGUGUGCGCAGCUAUCGCCAACAUUGCGAAGGAUGAGGAGAAUCUCGCUGUCAUUACAGAUCAUGGUGUUGUCCCCAUGUUGGCAAGAUUAACUAAUACAUAUGGAAGAAUAUCAGAUAAGUACGGAAAAACAACACAAAAGACAGAUGAUAAACUACGGCGACAUCUAGCGGAGGCCAUAGCACGUUGCUGCAACUGGGGUAACAACCGGGUCGCGUUUGGUCGUGAAGGUGCAGUCGCCCCUCUGGUGCGGUACCUCAAGUCGAGCGAUGAGAAUGUCCACAGAUCCACUGCCAGGGCUUUGUUCCAGUUGUCAAAACACCCGGAAAAUUGUAUCACAAUGCACGAAGCUGGUGUGGUCCAGCCUCUUAUGAAAAUGGUCGGUUCGAAUGAUGAAGAAUUACAGGAAGCUGCAGCAGGAUGCAUAGGAAACAUUCGACGACUUGCUCUAGCCAAUGAGAAGGCGCGAUAUUCUUAGUCAACCAAUGGGAUGACACCAUCAAUUUGAAUACACCAAAGAGACAUUAUUAAACAUUUACAACUGACUUAUUCAAGUGUUUCGCUACAUACAUAAAAAGGAAUAAAUAGAAAAUAUUACGGUGUAUGUUUCAUGUUUAUAGCAAUUUAAUUUAAACAAAUGGUGUUGUAAAAUAAAGAUCUCAUUUUUGUGAACCAACAAGCAGUUGUGUAACCAAGUAUUCAAAGUGUCCAUCAAUUUCCAUCCAAAUAUUGCAAUAUGUUAAAUAUGCACAUUUUAUUUAAUAUCUUCGAAUUUAUGUAGGAGUGUGUUUCAGAAUUUUAGUUACCAGUAUUCAUUUUAGUAUAUAUUUCAUGAUUUUACAACUGUGAUAUUUUUUCCCGAUAGAGUUCUUUAUACAAGCAAUGUGAUUGUUCAAAUUAUACUAUACCUAAUUUUGUUGAAGAAUAAAACAAUG